Molecule: messenger RNA, 582 nt
Organism: Ostertagia ostertagi
Lineage: Eukaryota; Metazoa; Nematoda; Chromadorea; Rhabditida; Trichostrongylidae
Source: the annotation of a GenBank genome assembly
AUGGAGCAUCCGUUUGACGACUUCGACUUUCCCAGCUGGGUAAACGACGCUGCCGCGGCGUCGACCGCUGCGGCAGCCGCUGCCGCUGCUGCGAACGCCUCCAAUCAUGCCGCUCCAAUCCCUACGGAUAUUCUGGACCGAACAGACCAGAUGCGAAUCGACUCAUGUCGAGCAAUGAUGAACGGUGUCAAGCAAGAGCCCAAGCAAAUCAAGACUGAAUCGCCUGGUGUUCAACCGCCGUCAUACCUCGAAUUGAGCAGUGUUCGUAAUCAGUCUCAACUACAGAAUCCACUGUUGCGAUCGCAACUGGCGUCGGUGAAAUUCCAAUCAUCUGGCCUUCCGUUGUCCUACCAGACGUACUCGCCAUGGCCCGGUGCUCACCACGGCGGCCAUCUUUUGCCGCCUUCGUCGUGUGCCGCGGUGGCGCAGGCGAACUCGGUAGCUGCGGCGGCGGCGUUGCCGUCGGACCUCGAAAGCCUCACACUGCCCGAUCAACCACUUAUGGAUUUUGAAGUCGAAUCGCUGUUACGACACGAGCUGUCACAAACCUCUGAUCAUCGCCUCAAUUUCGACAAUCUCUGA